This is a messenger RNA of Oryzias melastigma (Indian medaka), 2208 nucleotides long. RefSeq names its product solute carrier family 22 member 2. Gene Ontology annotation, biological process: transmembrane transport. Lineage: Eukaryota; Metazoa; Chordata; Actinopteri; Beloniformes; Adrianichthyidae. The annotation marks the transcript as partial. The record is from RefSeq and is a predicted model, not a curated record. Gene Ontology annotation, cellular component: membrane. The transcript is spliced from 11 exons.
GGACCUUCAGGUCUGAUCCGGUUCAGUUCAAACUGGACCUUCAGGUCUGAUCCGGUUCGGUUCAAACUGGACUCAAAGAUCUUCCUCAUGUUUGUUAAGUUUAUGAUUUAUUUCUUCCCUCUGGACAUCAGUGAUAAACAUUCUCCUGCCUCGGGGGAUCGGUGGUUAAAGUGUUCUUGAGAUGAAAUCUUUUUACAAUAAUUGAUGAAAAUUCAGACGUUCAGGAGUCCAAAGAUCAGAGCAUCUGAUGGACUCUGGCCUGCUGUAAGAACCUCAUGUCUGUUCCUCUCUGAACUCGGAUCUUUCUGUCUGAAUGAAGAGUUUUUGGGUUUCUGGAGAGAAUCAAAUUUUGAUGAACAAUGAAGAAAAUUCCAGGACGUGAUUCGGUGUUCCUGGACAGCAGCUGCUGUUCCUGCAGCUGCCGGUCUUAGAACACGGAUCUCUGCCUGAUCGCCGGUGUGACGCAGGAUCUUCACGCUCUGCUGCACAGCUUCAGAGGAACCUUUGCUCCUGCAGGGCUCCUUAAAAGCUGCGUGGGAGGUUCAGCAGGAGUCGUCCUCUGCAGCCAUGACCACCUUCGAUGACCUCCUGGAGGAGGCCGGCGCCUUCGGCCGCUGCCAGAAGCGGAUCUUCGCCCUGCUGUGCCUCGUGUCUCUGCCGUUCGCCGGCGUCUACGUGGGCAUCGUCUUCCAGGGCUUCACGCCGGAGCACUGGUGCCGGGACGCCACGCUGGCGGAGAGGAGGCAGGCGUGUGGAUGGAGCCUGGCGGACAGCCGCAGGCUGGUGGCGCCGCUGGUCAACGUCUCCGGAGAGCUGCAGCGCAGCAGCUGCGAGCGCUACGAGGUGGACUGGAACGCCACGGCGCCCACCUGCGAGGCGGAGGAGCUGCACCUGAGCGGGAGGCCGACCACCGGCUGCAAGGAGGGGUGGGAGUACGACUACGAGGGACGGCAGUCCUUCGCCACGGAGUUUGACCUGGUCUGCUCGGACGGCUGGUUGGUGGACAUGUUCCAGGCCACGCUCAACGUGGGCUUCCUGGUGGGGAGCAUUGCCAUUGGUUACCUGGCUGACAGGUUUGGCAGGAAGAUGAGCUUCUUGAUGUCCUCGCUGCUGAACGCCGCCGCAGGCGUCCUGGUGGCGGUCUCCCCGAACUACACGCUCCUGCUGGUGUUCAGAACCCUCUCCGGGUUCGGCGUGAAAGGCGGCUGGAUGGCCGGAUACGUCCUGAUCACAGAGAUCGUGGGGGUGGAGUUCCGGCGGAUGGUGGGGGUCCUGUAUCAGAUGUUCUUCAGCGUCGGCCUCCUCAUCCUCCCGCUGCUCGCCUACUUCAUCCCUGAUUGGCGCUGGCUGCAGCUCGCCAUCACGGCGCCGUACGUCCUGUUCCUGUCCUACUACUGGGUCAUCCCAGAAUCUCCUCGAUGGCUUCUGUCUCAGAACAAGAAGUCCGAAGUGGUGAAGAUCACGGAGUCCAUGGCCAAAGAGAACGGGAGGACGUUGUCCAAAAACAUCCAGACUCUGACGGACGAUGAAACAGAAUCCACCACCGCCUCCUUCAUGGACCUGAUCCGAACCCCAAACAUGAGGAAGCACACGUUAAUCCUGAGCUAUAACUGGUUCACCAGCGCCGUGGUCUACCAGGGUUUGAUCAUGCGCCUCGGCAUUCUGGGAGGAAAUGUCUACAUGGACUUCCUCAUCUCCGGCCUGGUGGAGUUCCCCGCGGCGUUCCUCAUCCUUUUUACCAUCGAGCGGAUCGGCCGCCGCCUGCCGUUCGCCUCGGCUAACAUCGUGGCCGGAGCAUCCUGCUUCAUCACCGCCUUCGUCCCUGACAGCCUGUUCUGGCUGAAGACGGUGGUGGCCUGCAUCGGCCGGCUGGGGAUCACCAUGGCCUUUGAGAUGGUGGUCUUCGUCAACACCGAGCUGUACCCCACCUUUGUCAGGAACCUGGGGGUGUCGGUGUGUUCCACUCUGUGUGAUGUCGGCGGCAUCGUGGCUCCGUUCCUGCUCUACCGGCUGGCUGUGAUCUGGCUGGAGCUGCCGCUCAUCAUCUUUGGCUUCCUGGCGUUCCUGGCUGGAGGUUUGGUUCUGCUGCUCCCUGAGACCAGAGGCAUGCCGCUGCCCGACUCCAUCCAGGACGUGGAGUUCCCAGAGAGAGUGAAGGAGAAAGCUCAGCAGGUCGUCCUGCUGCCCCCCCCCAACAAAAACAACGAC